Molecule: messenger RNA, 3557 nt
Organism: Ornithodoros turicata
Lineage: Eukaryota; Metazoa; Arthropoda; Arachnida; Ixodida; Argasidae
Product: hemicentin-1-like
Exons: 16
Coding region: 238-3231 (997 amino acids)
Biological process (GO): oligosaccharide metabolic process; glycoside catabolic process
Cellular component (GO): cytoplasm
Molecular function (GO): alpha-galactosidase activity
Source: RefSeq, a predicted model, not a curated record
CCAACAUACUUGUGGAAACAUUCUGCACCAACACAGAUAUAUUUAUGCACUACGGCUACGACUUGAAACUCGACUCUUCGUUGAAAAGGGCGCUGUUCCAAGAUAUCAGUUAUCUCUCCGUGAUUUGUCGAGGAUCAUAGUGCACUCUGGGAUGGCACGUCUAAGCGACACGCCUGUUUCCGUCGCUUAGGUGGUCUCUGAGACAAAGCACAAGGCACGCUCGCAAUAUCCGCAGUUAUGUCAAGGAUGACAAUGCGCGUGGUUUCUUUGCUCAUCCUGGGAGCAGGAUUUGCAACGCUCGUAUCGGGAUUGGACAACGGACUCGCUUUAACGCCUCCUAUGGGGUGGUUGUCUUGGGAACGCUUCCUCUGCAACGUGGAUUGCAAGAAGGAUCCGGACAACUGCAUUAGCGAACGACUGUACAAAACGAUGGCUGGUAUUCUGAAUUCAGAGGGUUACCUAGCCGCUGGUUAUGAGUACGUCAACAUUGACGACUGUUGGAUGUCUGACAAACGUGAUGUGGACGGCCGCCUGCAACCGAAUGCAACGAGAUUUCCAAGUGGCAUCAAGAGUCUCGCGGACUACGUGCACCAAAAUGGACUGAAACUGGGCAUAUACCAGGACUGUGGUACAAAGACGUGCGGUGGAUAUCCUGGCAGCUUAGGAUAUUACCACAUAGACGCGGAGACAUUUGCUAGUUGGGAAGUAGACAUGCUGAAAUUAGAUGGGUGUUAUGCUGUUCCUGCCCUUAUGGAUGUGCUGUAUCCCAGAGUGACACGGGCCCUGAAUAGCACUGGAAGAGAAAUUCUAUUUUCCUGCAGUUGGCCAGCGUACCAAGUCGACGAAGGAAAAAAGCCAGACUACCCGAGCAUAGCGAAGAAUUGCAACAUGUGGCGCAACUACAACGACAUCGCAGACUCGUGGGCCAGUGUAACCUCCAUUAUCGACUACUAUGCCUCCGUUCAGGAUGACCUGGUCGCAGUGUCUGGCCCUGGACGCUGGAGUGACCCUGACAUGCUGAUGAUCGGUAACUACGGGCUAAGUCUGGAUCAGAGCAAGGCGCAAAUGGCGAUCUGGGCUAUACUGGCUGCUCCUCUCUUUAUGUCGACGGAUCUGAGGACAAUACGUAAAGAGCACAAGGAGAUCCUGACAAACGGAAGAGUGAUCGCCAUCAAUCAAGAUCGUCUUGGUCGCAUGGGAUACAGAGUGUACAACGAUAAAUGGACGUCUGCUACCACGGAGAACUGGACGGACACAACCAGUCACGGUAUGUCAGCCAAGAAGGAAACCCAGAAAGAUAAAUCACCACUGAACAUUACCACAAGACAUGGCGAGCAGACGACACUUCCGUGUCGUCUGCAUCCACCAGACGCCCGCGUAACUGCUGUUCGAUGGUCCCGGAUGGAGCAGAGCAAGCAUCGGCAAGAUUUCUACGUCAUCGACGGGAGGACGAAAGGUGGCGACCUCUGGAAGGCGGAGCACAAGGUCAGCCCUGAGUGGGCGCUCAGGUCGCACUUCUCGCUUUAUAGCCAUCCGGCGCUUUUGAAGAUUGGAAGAAUUUAUGUGGAAGAUACGGGGACUUACACCUGUAGUGUUGUUUACGAGGAUGGACAGGAAGUCACACGGACAGUGAAUCUCAGCGUUAUAGAUCCUCCGAGUGCCCCCGUCAUUUUGGACGCUCAAGGAACCGUCUUGAACGGCAUAGCUGGACCCUACGACGAAGGUCGACCACUGACCUUGAACUGCGAGGUUAGUGGAGGUAAACCACCACCGCAGCUACUGUGGGCCGGUAGUGGUUUCGACUUCGCCAGUCCAACGCCUAGGACGAUGCGCGUGGACGAUGUGACCAGAAGCGUCAUACACAUCGAGUCCGUUGACCGGAACAUGCUUUUGAAGACAUUCACCUGCUCCGUGCUUUUUACACCAACGCCACUAAACGUUUCUAUAUCCCUGGACAUCAAUCUUCUGCCGCUGUCAUCUCAGCUGUGGAAUCGUGAGAAUUUCUCAAUAGCUGGCGUGCCCUCUGAAUUCUACUGCCGAGUCGUGGGAUCCAGACCCGCCAUGAAGUUCACGUGGUGGCUCGGGUCCGAACAGUUAGACCCUUUCUACUACGAAGAAUCCGAAGAAGGCAAUCUCACGUUCACCGUGGUCAUCGUAGCUUUGUCUUCUGCAAACCACGGAGAAAUGCUCCGCUGCAAUGCUGCCCAUCCCAACAUGGUGGAUGUGGUACUGGAAUCAACGUUGAGGCUUAACGUUCACUACCCUCCAACGGUGGAGCUACGCCUCGGAAAAGGACUCCAAGUGCCCGUGAUAUUGGAAGAGAGAGACGCGUACUUUGAGUGCAAUGUCAAUGCUAACCCUGCACCGGAUGUGAUCGAGUGGUUCCACGACGGCGCACCGUUAGAACCCAGUGGUAAAGAUGGCACAGUGUUGUCUGGUCCUUACCUCAUCCUACAAAACGUGAAGCCUUCGGCGGUCGGCAAUUAUUCGUGUUCUGCAGUGAAUGCAGUUGGCAGGGGCGAUAGCAACUUCAUAUACCUCACCGUUCAGUACGCACCCAGAUGCUCUCACAUCUCUGCGUCGUACAACGACAACGUGACUAUAACGUGUGAAGUCACAUCUGUGCCACACGAGGUGGAGUUCUUUUGGACUGCUCGCAACCGAUCCGGAGAAUUUCCUCUGUCGUCUGCAAGCCCCAUCUCGAACAGAGGUGCGUCCAGCGUACUUCAUCUUGUUGAGAAUGAAGGUCAGAACGACGAAGACAGGACCCUGUACUGCAGAGCCAAGAACGCAGUUGGACUGCAAAGAAGGCCUUGCGUCCUGAGAACUAUGUCUGGAGGCCAACCACACGCACUUCGUGACUGCAGCGUCAGCAACCAAUCGGACGAUAGAAUUUACGUGGCGUGCGCACAUCCCUCACCACGUGCUGGUGAACUCUUCACUCUGGAAGUGUACAGCGGUGAGAAACUCACCCUGAACAUCACUCGACCGAGGCCCACCUUUUGGAUACCUAGCUUAGAGCCUGGCUCGAAGAGCCUUCUCCUGCUCUCUGUUCUCACCAGCAACGGGAAGAGCUCGCCCUUCAAGCUUACCGUCCAUACCGACCCACUUUCUGCACCUCUAGCGUCUUCAGUUAAAAUCACCAACGAUGCCUGGCUGAUACUAGGAACCCUACUGCAGGUCAUAUUACCAUUAGCUGUCUUGGACUCUUGUUGUCAGUGGCACAGCUGACAGCAUUACAGGGCAAUACGGGACAAUAACAAGCACCACCUUCACCUGUGAAUAAGUGUCAUUCGCACCUGCACAUUGGUUGGGCUAUGAAUGUCAUCGUCACGCACUGUAUAAUGCAUUUGCUCAGCGAUGGACUGAGAGGACGAAAAAACUGUCGUGAUCCUCAGAGGCUAACAGCGUAUUGCUUCAAGACACACGUGUGUCUUGAAAACAAUCAACCUAGCCGACAGUAUCCUUGUCGGAGUUUGAGGAUGUGCGCCGUACAGCCGGAAUGCCUUACGUGAGGUCUGGAAGAAAUAAAUGCGGAUCUGUUCGUUUUAUUUUUA